This is a messenger RNA of Eruca vesicaria subsp. sativa (arugula), 1810 nucleotides long. NCBI's taxonomy places the organism in Eukaryota, Viridiplantae, Streptophyta, Magnoliopsida, Brassicales, Brassicaceae. The record is from the annotation of a GenBank genome assembly.
CGGGAAGGACCUAAAGAUUUUUAUAUUUUCUCUUAAAAUCCUUUUUUUUCUUUCUCUAACUAAAAGCGAAACAGUAUUAAACCGGACUCGAGUUAAUAGUUAGUAUCUAUUCAUCGAUUAGGGUGUCGAGAAAGCUUCAAACCCCAAAGGCUUUUUCGGACUCGUCUUCUCUCUUUUCCUGAUCGUUCUCUUCAUCGAGCUCUAAUGGCUGGACAAACAUGGCUUGUAGAUAAACACCGUCUUGCAACCAAAGUUUUGAGUGGACCAGACCCUAACCGAACUGUUUGGAACACCAAUCCUACAAGACUCUGUCCCAACUGUCGUCACGUCAUUGACAACAACGAUGAAGUUGAUGACUGGCCAGGUUUGCCACGAGGUGUGAAAUUCGAUCCAACUGAUCCAGAGAUCAUAUGGCAUUUGCUUUCAAAAUCUGGUUCAUUGGGUUUAACUCCCCAUCCUUUCAUUGACGAGUUCAUCCCAACCAUUGAUCAAGACGAUGGAAUCUGUUACACACAUCCUAAGAACUUACCAGGUGUUAAGCAUGAUGGGACCAUGUCACACUUCUUCCAUAGAGCAAUCAAAGCUUACAGCACGGGAACUAGGAAGCGUAGAAAGAUUCACGACGAUGAUCUUGGCGAUGUGCGCUGGCACAAGACUGGAAAAACCAAAACUGUUGUGUUGGAUGGUGUUCAUAGAGGUUGCAAGAAGAUAAUGGUUUUAUACGAAGGGAAAGCUGUGAAAACGAAUUGGGUGAUGCAUCAGUAUCAUUUGGGAACGGACGAAGAUGAGAAGGAAGGUGAGUAUGUAGUUUCUAAGAUAUUCUAUCAGCAGCCACAGCAGCAAGGAGUUCUCAAAAAAGGUGGUGAGAAAGCUGAAGAGGAAGUCUCUGAAGAUAUCUUUGCUGCUGCUACAACUCCUAAAGCUGAUCCUGUUACUCCGAGAUUGUUUACACCUGACCCUAGUAGACAAGCUGUGCGGCUUUGCUCAGAUUCUCACUUUGCAAAUGACUAUGCCACACCUCAUGAUGACUAUGCAACUGCACAUGAGGUUUCUCUUACUGAGACAUCCGAGGCAAUGUAUAUGGAAAAUGAGGUUCAAGAGGCUCACCGUGAUCAUGAAAGACCAAGUUCCGAGGAUGAUCAUGCGCCUGCGACAGGGAUUGAAAACCGAGAAAAUGAGAUAAUGAGAAAUGAUAAAGAAGAAGAAGAGAACGAUGAAGAAGACAGAGAGACUAAUAAAGAAGGUGAAGAAAACGAAGCUGAGGAAGAACAGAAUUGGUUGGACAGUGGUGGAUCUCAAUUUAUAUUGAACUCCCAACAGCUUGUGGAAGCCUUGUCUCUUUGCGAUGAUCUCUUGCAGGUGGGUUCACAGGACACAAACAAUGGAGGAGGUUUGAGGAAUAAGCAGCCAUGUUUUGGUGAUUACGCACACUUAGGAACAGAUGACUUUAAACGUGAUCUGGAGGAUUGUCAGAAACUGGUUCUUGAUCCUUCAAACAUAGAUCUUGAUACUCCACCUGAGUUCCGUUUGAGUCAGCUGGAGUUUGGAUCACAGGAGAGCUUCCUCGCUUGGGGAACUGGAAAGAUUGACUGACAAAACAGAACUCCCGCGAGAUAUGGAACUCACUGAAUUUUUUUUGGUUGGCAAAACGGUGCUGUAUGAUAUUUUCCUUAUGCGCCUCAAGUGUUUGAGUUCAUAUUGUUUUUCGUUUUCGGAGUUGGAACAACUACUUUUGAACUUGUCACUGAUACUUACAGUUACAGUGGUUGUCCUUUUGUAAAUGUCUCUGAUAUUUUCCUUAUGCGCCUCA